Talaromyces marneffei is the source of this 1230-nucleotide messenger RNA. RefSeq lists its product as uncharacterized. Gene Ontology annotation, cellular component: endomembrane system. The record is from RefSeq and is a predicted model, not a curated record. Lineage: Eukaryota; Fungi; Ascomycota; Eurotiomycetes; Eurotiales; Trichocomaceae. The transcript has 3 exons. The coding region runs from base 1 to 1230 and encodes 409 amino acids.
AUGCGGCACUCAGCUUUUCAGUUCUUGGUUGUGGCCAUUCUUUUCGUGUUCGUCGCGGCCUGGACCAAAGAAGACCACGAGAUCUUUCAAAUUCGAGAUGAACUUAUAGCCAAGGAGGGCCCCAACGUGACAUUUUAUGACUUCCUCGGAGUCGCACCAAACGCGAACCAAGAUGACAUCAACAAAGCCUACCGCAAAAAGUCCAAACAACUUCAUCCCGACAAGGUGAAGCGCUCGUUCAUCGCCAACAGCGCUCGAGGCGAUGGCAAGAAAAAGGGCAAGAAGCCAGGCGUUCACGUAUCCAAAGGUCCCUCGGAACGUCAAAUCGCAAACGCCGUCAAGGAAGCCACCGAACGCUCCGCUCGACUCAACACCGUUGCCAACAUUCUUCGAGGACCCUCACGCGAACGAUACGAUCAUUUCAUGAAACAUGGUUUCCCGACAUGGAAGGGCACGGGAUACUAUUACUCUCGAUUCCGACCAGGUCUUGGAAGUGUGCUUUUAGGUCUUUUCGUUGUCUUUGGCGGUUUUGGUCACUACAUUGCUCUUGUGCUUUCGUACAGGAGACAACGCGAAUUCAUGGACAGAUAUAUUCGUCAUGCAAGGAAGGCUGCUUGGGGAGAUGAGCGAGCCUUUGGUGGUAUCCCCGGUCUCGAUGCCACUGCAACUGCGACUCCGGCUGCAGCACCUCAGGCUGAAGCAGAAGAAUCGCCGGCGGCUAUGGCAAUGAACCGCCGACAGAAACGUAUGAUGGAGCGCGAAAACCGCAAGGAGAGCAAGAAGGGAAACAAGAAUUCUAGUCCAAGCGGUUCAGGAUCGGGCACAGCUACCCCUAUUAGCGAGAAUGUGGCGAGUGUAUCUGGUCCCAAGAAGCGUGUCUAUGCCGAAAAUGGAAAGAUUCUGGUUGUCGAUUCGGCUGGAAAUGUGUUCUUGGAAGAAGAAACGGAGGAUGGCGAGAAACAGGAAUUCUUGUUAGAUGUUGAUGAAAUUCCGCGACCAGCGUUUCGGGACACGUAUGUUGCCCGUCUACCGUGUUGGCUGUAUCGCAGAGUGCUUCGUAAAAAGGACGAGGAGGAGGAGCCUAGCGAUGCUCUUGAAGGCGCGGAUGAUGUAGACACCAACGACGUGGACAUUCUCGCUGAGACCGAAGUGACCAAGUCAACGUCCUCUAAGGGCUCUGCAGCUACUGCUGCUACAAGGAAGCGUGGCAAGCGAGGUCAGAAAAAGUGA